Messenger RNA from Magallana angulata, 1451 nucleotides. Its product is annotated as somatostatin receptor type 3-like. NCBI's taxonomy places the organism in Eukaryota, Metazoa, Mollusca, Bivalvia, Ostreida, Ostreidae. Gene Ontology annotation, cellular component: plasma membrane. Gene Ontology annotation, biological process: G protein-coupled receptor signaling pathway. The record is from RefSeq and is a predicted model, not a curated record. The coding region runs from base 218 to 1255 and encodes 345 amino acids. Gene Ontology annotation, molecular function: G protein-coupled receptor activity. The transcript has a single exon.
UAACAAUGUAUUUCCGUGUUGUAAGUAUUGGUUAAUUACCACAUGAAUAAUAUAGUUUUUUUUAUGAAACAAAAAAACAAAACAAAAAACCCAAUCGAUGUUAUCUACAGGUUUACGCAUCAGCAAAAAGCAAUUCGUCCUGGGGUCUUUCUUCCUGUUGAACACAACAACUGCCAGUUCACUUUCCUUCGCCUCGUCUUUACACAUGAGGCGCUAGAUGGACAUCGUGGACACUUCCGGUAAUCUUUCAGAGGAGGUACGCCUCGCGGAGAUAAGCAAGGAGAUCUCUGGGGUCCUCCUCCCAAACACCGUCUUCUUGGCGCUCUGUAUCUUUAUUGGAGUCCUUGGUAACGCUAUUGUCGUGUUUGUGUACACUGUCCGACUGGGCGGGGAGGGUGAGGGUCGAUAUUUUGUCCCGUACCUAGCACUGGUGGACGCCUUCUCUGUCAGUUUCUCCGCUGGAUUUAACUUGUCCUUCAAUCUAUUCCCUGUGAAUUACAAUGACGAGACGUUGUGUAAAUGUGGCUGGUUCCUUGGGUAUCUGACCACUGUCAUGUCUGUAUUACUGUUACCGGUGAUUGCCGUCCAGCGAUACCUGAAGAUCUGUAAACCUCUCGGCCGCCAGAUGUCGCUUCCAUGGAAACGUUUCUUAGUUUUCCUGGCUUUCCUUGGAUCUGUCAUCGUCUCUGUUCCGUCUUAUUUUACUUACGGAUUAGAUUCGGUUGAAAUAGAGAAAGGCAACAUCACAGGAAAUGCUUGUCGUAGACUAACGUCUGCCGACUGGAAAACGUUUUCUCUUAUUCACAGCGCCAUCUUGACUUCGAUGAUUGCAGUAAUUGUUUGUCUGUUACUAGUUCUCUAUGUGAAAGUGGGUAAACAGAUUUAUUUCCGCUACACAAAAUCAACUAAAAACACAACGACUAGGAGCAGUAAAUUAAAAGAACACCGAUUGAAAGUUUAUAAAGUGACGCUGAUGUUUAUGUUGAUAACCGCCAUCUUUUUCGUUUGUUUUGUGCCAAAGAUGAUCUUGUUUUUGUUUGAGACUACCUCCGACCGGUUCUGGGACACGCAGUCUUCUGGAAUGCUGCUAGGACUCCGAUUUGUCGACAUGUUUUUUGUUGUUAAUAACAUUGCCAAUCCAAUCGUUUAUGCGUUCAUGGACGACCUGUUUUCGGCGGAACUUAAGCAGAUGCUUUCUUGUAGACGAUCAGCCAUUUUGCGCAGACGACAGGUGACGGUGACGUCAACUGUAUGAACUGUUAUCAAUUCAAGAAUCUUAUCAACCCGUUUUCUUUCUUUGGACUGAUAUUAAGAAGACUUAAAACGUUUUUAUUUAUAUUUCAUUUUGUACAAUACAGUUGUUUUAAGUUCAUUUAGUGAUUAUUCUUGGUUAUUAACUUAAGGUGGUAUGUGACACCUCCAUAUUGUGACUUACUUUCUAUCGAAAUAAA